CUGUAGCAUGAUUCAAAACCUCGCCAUGACUGUUUGCUCUUACUUUCCUACAAGAUAAAGAACAGCCUUACCCAAUUUCAGUUAAGUUUCAACUCUCCCAGUGAAAGUCACGGCCUGUCUUUUUCCUGAGAAAUGGCCCCCAACAUGGUAUUUUGGAAUCAUCGGCUCUCCUGCUUCCUGAUCGUCAUGUUGUCCUUUAGCUGUGGUAUGUGUGUGGAGGUGACUGUACCACAUGAUCCCGUGAUGCAGCAGAGAGGUUUAAAUGUGGAAAUCCCCUGCCGCUAUAAAACAUCUGUUGACAAUGCCUUUGUUUUGGAAUGGAGGUUUGCUGCUGGUUCAACGUCUCCUGAUACUGGAACACAGAUUCUCUAUUUUUCAAAUAAUAAGCUCUACAAACCAGGCGCGCAGGCCGAACGGCUAAGCCUCGUUCAAUACCCCCCCAGGCUGGGGGAUGCUUCUAUCCGGUUGAACAACAUCCGUGCAUCAGAUGCUGGCGCUUACAUCUGCGAAGUGAACAACCCUCCAGACUUCUACGGCACUGGUUCUGGGACUGUGCAUCUCACAGUUUUAAUGCCACCAUCUACACCAGUCUGUAAAGGGACCACUUCUGCUUCUGUUGGGUCGGAUGUCACUUUCUCCUGCAGUUCUUCUGAAGGUGUGCCUCCCCCAAUUUAUUCCUGGAUUCAGCAGGAUGCCAAACAGCCACUUCCUCCUUCCAACAUGGUGCAAAACCAAGAAAAGGGAACGCUCAUAUUGACCAACCUCACACUUCAAUUCUCUGGUACCUAUAUCUGCACGGCCUCCAAUGAGUUUGGACACCAUAGUUGCCAAAUAUCUCUCCAUGUGACAGGCAUUGGGAAAGCUGGAGCUGUUGCAGGUGCUCUCAUUGGGGCCAUUCUAGCUCUAUUCCUGCUUGGGGCCAUUGUCCUCUACAUUUUGCACUACAGGAAGAAUAAGACGGCUAAGAAGCCUCAGUCCGAAUACAGUGGAAAUGAAAUAAGGGAGGACGCUACUGCUCCUGGAAUCUUCAAGCCUCUGGAGAGAAGGGACAGUAAAUCAGAAAGCAAACUCCUGGAAAAUGUCUCUUCUAGACCUGGAUCAGUGAGCACAACCAAAUCCCAACUAAAGAACAUCAUUGUCUGAAUCUGAAUUGCUAUUUUUCCUCUCAAAAGGCCAGCUCUGUUUUACUGCAGUGAAAGUGUGUUUCAUCUGAAAAACUCAUCCCAUCCAUUGUUGAGGUAGCCUUCACCUACCACUCCUAAUCUUCCGGCUGUAUUGACAUUUCCUAAAUUACUUUCCUGGAGGUUUGUUUUGGGUUUGAUUAGUUUGUGGUGCUUGACUAGCCCUGUUUGCUUUUGACGUGUGUCCCUGGAGAGGUAAUGCCGAGAGAAUGUAGCUAUCCACAUGAAAAAUGAAAAGAAAAAAGAAAAACAGAUUCCCCAUCUCAAGUUCAUUUGUUGUUUCUUAGCCAGAUUGAAUCUAACUCCAUCUGCUUUGCUAGUAAGAAUGUGGUUCAACAGAAGAAGUGGAUUUUUCUGCUCCUGUCUUUCCAUGGGUGAGUGCCUGUGACCAGAAUGGAAGCUACUGUCUUUACUUCCAUUUCUGAGGAGAUAUUCUUAGAUCUGGGUCUAUAGCUCUAACCAGACUCUUUUUUAAGGGAUGUGGUCACUCAUGAGGGAAGAGAGUGCUGCAUAAAGGAUCCAUGUUGCAGCAACUUCCAUAUGGACUACUGUAAAGUGCUCUACAUGGAGCUGUCCUUGGGGAUUGUUUGGAAGCCAGAACUUCAGUCUGAACAGUCUGAAGUGCAAGGAGCAGAUAAAUGGAGGUUCCACAUAUUUCAUCACUUUCCCGUGUGUAUCUAGGAUAAAUGCAAAACUGCAGACCAUCAUUCCCCUUCUUCAUAUGUAGGAGGGGAUGCCACUUUGCAGUUUUUUAUGGGCUGCUGUUUUGUAAAAAAUAAAAUAAAAACGGAUGUAUAUCAACACACAAAACUCCCAUUCAUUACCAAAGGGGCAACCCCAUCAAUUCCAGGAUGCUCCCCCUCCCAUCAUAAUGAAUAGCUUUGGUGCACAAGUGGCAUAAGCGUGUGGACUGUACUGUGAUCCCAAUCCAAAUGACCACUUUAGGGAUUCUUUUAGGAACAUAAAAGAGACCUCACGUUGUGGAUCAUAGGUCCAUGUCUUUCUGCAUCUCACACUGUUUGGCUCUUAAGUUGCCUUGCAGUCCCUUAUGCUGUUUGCUUGCAUGGGAAAAAGGUAUUUCCAAUUCAAAGUGGCACUCUGGGGAAUUAAACAUUAAUGUUGUCUUCAGAACCAGUUCCAGGAGAUGAGAGGGAAACGGUUUUAAACUGUUGAAUGGGAGAUUAAAAUCUUUGUUUUCCAAAGUUGCCACAGGUAGUCACCAAAUCUCUAUCUAUUCCAAGAUCUAUUGAAGCAAGAAUUGCCAUGAAUUUCAUAAAAAUGAAAACUCUGAAAGUUGGGCUUCACUGGAUUCUGAAAUCUGCUGUAAUAUCCCCAUUCUUCUUCCCACCCUGGAAUGGGAUAUCUACCCAGCUCCACCCUUUACAUCUUGCCUGGAAGAUUUUAAUUAAAAAUAUAUAGCUACUACUAAAGACCUCAGUACUCUUGCUUUACAUGACAUUCUUUAUUAACAUUCCAUCUUAGUCGAAGAGAUCACAUGCAAAAAGAGAAAGAGAGAGAGAGAGAGACUAAAAAAAGACAAUGGCAGCAGAUUCUGCCAAAUUGUUGGUGGGUGAGAGAGAAGAAUUAAGGGCUG
Python bivittatus (Burmese python) is the source of this 2775-nucleotide messenger RNA. It is a transcript of the gene VSIG2, whose product is annotated as V-set and immunoglobulin domain containing 2. Lineage: Eukaryota; Metazoa; Chordata; Lepidosauria; Squamata; Pythonidae. The record is from RefSeq and is a predicted model, not a curated record.